This is a messenger RNA of Dipodomys ordii (Ord's kangaroo rat), 1678 nucleotides long. RefSeq names its product calcium/calmodulin-dependent protein kinase II alpha (gene Camk2a). Gene Ontology annotation, biological process: protein phosphorylation. Bases 208 to 1677 code for a protein of 489 amino acids. Lineage: Eukaryota; Metazoa; Chordata; Mammalia; Rodentia; Heteromyidae. Gene Ontology annotation, molecular function: calmodulin binding; calcium/calmodulin-dependent protein kinase activity; ATP binding. The record is from RefSeq and is a predicted model, not a curated record. The transcript has 18 exons. Gene Ontology annotation, cellular component: neuron projection; cytoplasm.
CAUGGGGACCUGGAUGCUGACGAAGGCUCGCGAGGCUGUGAGCAGCCACAGUGCCCUGCUCAGAAGAUCCAGGCUCUUCAGUCAAGCCGGUUCUUCAUUCGCACUCGGCAGCACGGGCAGGCGAGUGGCCCUUGGUUCUGGAAGCAGGGCAGCAGUAUUCUAGUCCUGGUCCUCCAUCCUCCAGCCUCGCCUGCCCCCAGUGCUAGCAUGGCCACCAUCACCUGCACUCGCUUCACGGAAGAGUACCAGCUCUUCGAGGAACUGGGAAAGGGAGCCUUCUCUGUCGUGCGCAGGUGUGUGAAGGUGUUGGCCGGCCAGGAAUAUGCUGCUAAGAUCAUCAACACCAAGAAACUCUCAGCCAGAGAUCACCAGAAGCUGGAACGGGAGGCCCGUAUCUGCCGCCUGCUGAAGCACCCCAACAUCGUGCGGCUCCAUGACAGCAUUUCUGAGGAGGGACACCAUUAUCUGAUCUUCGACCUGGUCACGGGUGGGGAGCUGUUUGAAGACAUUGUGGCUCGGGAGUAUUACAGCGAAGCAGAUGCCAGUCACUGUAUCCAGCAGAUCCUAGAGGCUGUGCUGCAUUGCCACCAGAUGGGGGUGGUGCACCGGGACCUGAAGCCGGAGAAUCUGCUGCUGGCCUCCAAGCUCAAGGGCGCAGCAGUCAAGUUGGCGGACUUUGGCCUGGCCAUUGAGGUGGAGGGGGAGCAGCAGGCAUGGUUUGGGUUCGCAGGGACUCCUGGAUACCUCUCCCCAGAAGUGCUGAGGAAGGACCCAUACGGGAAGCCAGUGGACCUGUGGGCCUGCGGGGUCAUCCUGUACAUUCUGCUGGUUGGGUACCCCCCUUUCUGGGAUGAGGAUCAGCACCGCCUGUACCAGCAGAUAAAAGCCGGUGCCUAUGAUUUUCCAUCACCGGAAUGGGACACCGUUACUCCAGAAGCCAAGGAUCUGAUUAAUAAGAUGCUGACCAUCAACCCAUCCAAGCGCAUCACAGCCGCUGAGGCCCUCAAGCACCCCUGGAUAUCGCACCGGUCCACUGUGGCCUCCUGUAUGCACAGACAGGAGACCGUGGACUGCCUGAAGAAGUUCAAUGCCAGGAGGAAGCUGAAGGGAGCCAUCCUCACCACCAUGCUGGCCACCAGGAACUUCUCUGGAGGGAAGAGUGGAGGGAACAAGAAGAAUGACGGUGUGAAGAAAAGAAAGUCCAGUUCCAGCGUUCAGUUAAUGGAAUCUUCAGAGAGCACUAACACUACCAUUGAGGAUGAAGACACCAAAGUGCGGAAACAGGAAAUUAUAAAAGUGACAGAGCAGCUGAUUGAAGCCAUAAGCAAUGGAGAUUUUGAGUCCUACACGAAGAUGUGUGACCCGGGAAUGACGGCCUUCGAACCCGAGGCCCUGGGCAACCUGGUGGAGGGCCUGGACUUCCAUCGAUUCUAUUUUGAAAACCUGUGGUCCCGGAACAGCAAGCCUGUGCACACCACCAUCCUGAACCCCCACAUCCACCUGAUGGGUGACGAGUCGGCCUGUAUCGCCUACAUCCGCAUCACGCAGUACCUGGACGCAGGCGGCAUCCCGCGCACCGCGCAGUCGGAGGAGACCCGCGUCUGGCACCGCCGGGAUGGCAAAUGGCAGAUCGUCCACUUCCACAGAUCCGGGGCGCCCUCGGUCCUGCCCCAGUAAG